Molecule: messenger RNA, 4579 nt
Organism: Cynara cardunculus var. scolymus (artichoke)
Lineage: Eukaryota; Viridiplantae; Streptophyta; Magnoliopsida; Asterales; Asteraceae
Product: symplekin
Exons: 27
Coding region: 121-4137 (1338 amino acids)
Source: RefSeq, a predicted model, not a curated record
GCUUCUGUUUCCAUCAUCUUCUGUUUCUGCUUUAAAACCCUAGAAAACCAGAGAGAAAACUUCCCAAUUUUUAUCCAUAGAUUACUUGUAUAUUGUAGGACGAUUUGCGUACAGGGUAACAUGGCUGUUUCCCAGCGAGAGCAGGCACUCUCUCUCCUUGCCGCUGCAAACAACCACGGAGAUUUGGCGGUGAAGCUUUCGUCUUUGAAGCAAGCCAAAGAUAUUUUUCUGUCAGCGGAUCUUGCGUUGCUUGCCGCCGAACUAUUCCCGUAUUUGGUCGAGCUUCAGUCUUCUCAUGAAGCCCUUGUUCGAAAAACCCUUGUCGAGGCGAUUGAGGAGAUCAGUUUAAAAACAAUGGAGUAUUCACCAGUACUGAUGCAAGUGUUGUUGACGCUACUAAGUGAUGAUGAUUCUGUUGUUGCUCGACAAUCCAUUGUUGCUGGCACACAUAUUUUUUGCAAAGUGUUAGAGGAGUUAGCGUUGCAGUUUCACCGGCAUGGUCUAGUGGAGAGAUGGCUUGAAGAUAUCUGGUCUUGGAUGAUCAAGUUGAAGGACACUGUCUUUCAGAUUGCAUUGGAGGCUAGGUCUGUUGGUCCAAGGCUGCUUGCUAUAAAGUUUUUGGAAACUUGUGUAUUACUCUUCAUGCCUGACAAUGAUUCUAGAGGGCAUAAUACAGAAGCAGCAACUAGAAGUGCACAAGUGUUCAAUGUUUCAUGGCUGGCUGGUGGUCAUCCUGUUCUGGAUUCGGUUGCACUUCAGUCAGAAGCAAAUAGAUCCUUCUUAAUUUUACUUGAUUUGUUGAGGUCGGCUAGUGUUCUUCCGGGCUCCAUUACGAUUUCUGUUGUUAGUAGUCUUGCUACCAUAGCUCGGAGGAGGCAGGUCCAGUAUAGCUCUGUUCUUUCUGCACUGCUCGAUUUUGAUGCUAGUUUCAUAGCGAAAGGAGCCCACAAUGCAAGCAUACAGUAUUCUCUACGGACUGCUUUUUUGGGAUUCUUGAGGUGUACACACCCUGUUAUCAUGGAGUCGAGAGAGAAGUUGCUCAAGGUUCUGCGGGCGAUGAAUGCUGGGGAUGCAGCUGACCAGGUGAUGCGGCAGGUUGAUAAAAUGCUAAGAAAUAGUGAGCGUGCUUCUCGUGAUGCUCGAGCAAACAAGGAUGAGCAACCAUCAAGUCAUGUGCUUAUGUCAGGGGACAUGCCAAGGAAACGUUCAAUCCCUAUGGAUCAUGAACAUUUAGGUUCCACUGAUCUAGCAUCAAAAAGGAUUCGUUAUGGCUCUAACAGUAAUACAGGUCCUGUAAUUCAAAGUGAUUCAGGACAUGAUCACUCGGUAAAUGGAGCGUCUGGCAGGGUGCCACCGCUAGAUAAUGGCCUCACCCCUGUUGAACAAAUGAUUGCCAUGAUCGGUGCUUUACUCGCUGAAGGAGAAAGAGGUGCUGAAUCUCUUGAAAUCCUGAUAUCCCAGAUACAUCCAGAUCUGCUAGCUGACAUUGUUGUGACAAAUAUGAAGCAUUUGCCUAAAAGUCCUCCCCCGUUAACGAGACUUGGCAGUCUACCAGUAACCCAGCAAAGUGGGCUUCCAACCACUUCUUCCCAGGUUGCACCAACUACACAGAAUCCUGUGCUCAUAGCACCAGUGUCUAUCUCAUCAAAUGCAAUUAGUACACCAUUGUCUACUACAGCCACUUCCAUUAGUCUUCAAGCGGAUCCCAAACGUGAUUCCCGAAGGGAUCCUCGUCGCCUUGACCCAAGGCGUGUGGCAUUACCUGUUGGGAACCCGUCGGAGCAUACUAUGGAAGAUGUUACAAGUUUGACACAAUCUGGUCCAGUAGAGUUGGAGUUUGAUGCCUCUGCCCUGUUUAAAAGGCAACCUCCUCGAAUUGUGGUGCCAAGUAUUGAGAAUACAUCAGAAAUUCUUAUGCCCAAAGCAGAAACUGAGUUGCAUAUCCCAGAAAAUAUAACAAAAGUUUCUCAAGCCAAUCAAUCAUCUCUUAAAGAACAGGUUCCGGAUGAACAAGCCAUCCAAGUUGGUCCUGAGGUGGAAUUCAAUAUUGUUUCUGAUGUAGCAGUUUCUCCUAUUGAUUAUGUUAACAAGGAGUCAGAUGCACAGAAGUCGAUGGAUACUGUAAUGACAGAUGAGGACCACACCCUAUCAUUGGUGGAAGCAGAUCAGCUUUCACCAAGUACAGUGGACACACCUGUCUUGGAGGAGGCCUCUGCUGAUUUACCUGUGGUUCCAUCUUAUGUGGAAUUGACAGAAGAACAGCAAAGUGAUAUAAGGAAAUUGGCAAUCAAAAGGAUUAUAGACUCUUAUAAGCAAAUAAAAGGCACAGAACUUAUGCAGACACGCAUGGCAUUGCUUUCUCGACUUGUUGCUCAGGUUGAUGCUGAUGAUGAUGUAAUUCUAAUGAUACAAAAGCAUAUUGUUUCAGACUACCAGCAUCAGAAGGGGCAUGAGCUUGUAAUGCAUGUGCUAUACCACCUGCACGCUCUCAGGAUGUCAGAUUCAGCUGAAGAAUCUUCAGUGGCUGUUGUUUAUGAGAAGUUCCUUCUGGGAGUGGCGAGGUGUUUGCUGGAUGCUUUACCAGCAAGUGAUAAGUCCUUUAGCCGUCUUUUUAGUGAAGCUCCUUCUUUGCCUGAGUCUGCAUUUAAGCUUCUUGAUGAUAUAUGCUGCUCAGACAAUAACUGUGGGAAAGACAUUCGUGAUGGUGAUCGUGUCACUCAAGGUCUUGGUUCUUUGUGGAGCUUAAUUUUAGGACGUCCUCACUAUCGUCAGGCUUUCUUGGAUAUUGCUUUGAAGUGUGCUGUUCAUCCCAAAGAUGACAUCCGCUCAAAAGCGAUCCGACUGGUGGCAAACAAACUUUACGUAAUUAAUUUCAUCUCAGAGAAAAUUGAGGAUUUUGCUACAAGCAAAUUGCUCUCAGCUGUUAAUAGACCAAUAUCAGAUACUGAGGUUUCAGUUUCGGGGGCCGAUGAUCAAAGAACAGAAGGGCAGAUGGGAAGUCAAGAAACAUCAAUUAGUGGCUCUCAGAUUUCAGAGCCAGGGACAUCUGAGAAUGGCACUGCAAUGGGUGCACAAUCUGAUUCCCGAAGUGAUUCGUCAAUGUCGCCUGCUCAAGCUCAACAACACCUUUCUUUGUUUUUUGCUUUAUGUACCAAGAAGGCUAGUCUUCUUCAACUUGUAUUUGACAGAUAUGAUCAUGCUCCGAAGUCUGUUAAGCAGGCUAUCCAUCGCCAUGUCCCUAUUCUUAUCCGGGCCUUAGGUCCAUCAUAUUCCGAUUUACUCUGCAUAAUAUCUGAUCCACCCCAAGGAAGUGAAAACCUCCUGACACAGGUGCUGCAUGUUCUGUGUGAAGGGACGACUCCUUCGGCCGAUCUAAUUACAACGGUCAAGCGUUUAUAUGAAACUAAACUUAAGGAUGCUACAAUACUUAUUCCAAUCUUGUCUUCCUUUACCAAGAAUGAGGUUUUGCCUAUUUUCCCCAGACUUGUCCAUCUUCCGUUGGAUAAAUUUCAGACAGCAUUGGCUCACAUACUACAGGGUUCAGCUCAUAUGGGCCCUGCACUAACGCCAGCAGAAGUAUUGGUUGCAAUCCACGACAUUAGCCCUGAGAAGGAUGGUGUUCCACUGAAAAAGAUAAUGGAUGCUUGUUCAGCUUGUUUUGCGCAGCGCACUGUUUUCACUCAACAAGUCCUAGCAAAAGCAUUGAACCAAAUGGUUGAUCAAACACCUCUACCUCUUCUCUUCAUGAGGACAGUAAUCCAGGCGAUCGAUGCUUUCCCUAAGCUGGUUGAUUUUGUUAUGGAGAUACUUUCCAAACUCGUAAGUAAACAGGUAUGGCGGAUGCCAAAAUUGUGGGUUGGCUUUCUGAAAUGCAUCUCAGAAACGCGACCACAUUCUUUUCAUGUACUGUUACAAUUGCCGUCACCACAACUUGAGGGUGCUCUGAACAAAUAUGGUAGCCUCCGAGUUCCUCUUGCUGCAUAUGCCAACCAACCGAAUAUUAAAGCCUCUUUGCCUAGGUCAACUCUACAAUCCCUUGGUCUUGCAAGUGAACCACACUUGCAGCAGCAACAACAAAAUCCUGCAGCUUCUUUUAACAACCCAGACAAAAGUACCAAAGUUGAAGGGACUUCAUAACAAUUAUACAAUUUUUUGCAAUUUCGUCACCGGUGUUGGGAUCGUUUACGUGAGGGAACGACCUUUGGUACUUUCCCGAGUAAAUAUGGUUGGAUUUGAGAGAGAGAUAGCAUGUUGCUUUUCGAGAGGCUGGAGUCAAGAGGGGCAGCGAUCAUCGCUCGUGGGAUGUAUCAUUAGUUCAUUGCUAUCUUAUGUAAUUUGCUGUUUUCUUUUUAAAUAUUGAUUCUGUAGUGAAAUGAGACUAGUAGGAUACCUUUUUUUUUGUCAUUCUCUUUCUUUUUGAAACUAGGUUCUCUCUGUGCAAUAGUGUAUGCUUGAGUGAAUAUCAUCCGAACAAACAUAUUGGCCUUCACUUGUCGAUGAGGUUCAGUUUUACAAACUUUUCAAAAAGUACCGUAAAACAAUGUAUUUACAAGAUUAUGUGCUGUGUGCAUGAUGGGUA